Messenger RNA from Pelagomonas calceolata, 521 nucleotides. The record is from the annotation of a GenBank genome assembly. NCBI's taxonomy places the organism in Eukaryota, Pelagophyceae, Pelagomonadales, Pelagomonadaceae.
AUGAUGCGUUUCACCGCCUUAGCAUGGCUGGCGACGGCCACCUACGCCCUCACGCCCAGCCGGAAGAUCAAAGUCGCGCGCAAAAAUACUUUGGAUUCGAGUGUCACCUUCGACGAGUAUUGUAACAGCGUAUUAACAACCAGUUACGCCCUCGACGAGUCUUCAUACAGGUACCAAAACAUCAUGGAUCAAUGUAUUGUCAACUCCGACAGCGAGUCGGCCAUUGAGGACUGCCUGAAGCUCACGAAGCAGUUCGAGAUCGUCGACGUGCCGCCCCUGGACACGAAGAUGGCGGCCAACCGCGCCCAGGCGCAGCUCGAGACGCUCGCCUCCGAAAAGAACCCGCUCGCGGCCCCGAUCCACCUCGAGUACUACGCCUUGCUCGCUUUGGUCGUCAUCCUCUACGUGGACAUCCUGGACGUGGCCGGGAUCGUCGCGCGCUUCCAGCACUAGGCACAGUGCUUACAGAACUCCGCCGGUCCCGAAGGAUCGCGCGCUAAACCUAUCUUGUGAUUCUUCAU